GUAGGCGAUGCUAGCCCUGUGCGCGUGCGUCGUUCCUCCCGCCGCCGGCCAAGACAGCGGCGACCUCCCUUCGACCCGACGCGCCCCCCCGACCGUCGGCAAUGUGUCGAGCGCUUCGCCCUCCGACCUGCGCUCAACCCGCAGCUCCUCUCCUCCUUCUACUCCAUCUUUAUCUUCAUCUUCAUCUGCUUCCUCCUCUUCUUCUCCUCCCCUUAAAACUUGCAGGAUGGGCUACAUCAUAAAAGCGGACCUCCCCACGGAGGACGGCUUCUACCACCACCACACGUGCUUCUGGUGCUACCGCUUCACGCCCUCGCACCGGAGGAAGACCGACCUCGCCCUCAAGAAGGACGUCGUAACGCUCUCGGAUGGCAGCAAGUGGGCCGAUUUCUUGUUUACGGUCGGGAACGAGUCUUUCCACUUCGAAGUCGACGACCCUGUGGCCUGGGGGCAUGUGCAGGACUCCCUCCACGACCCCCUGGAGGCUUCGAAGCUAGAGGGAUGCUGCAGGGACGCCCUUGCGUGCUGCGAUGAGAUGCCAGCACUCCACGGGGCGAGAAUGGCUCGUGCCCGCGCACCUGGGACGGCUGGCUGUGCUUCGGCGACACUGCCCCGGGCGAGAAUCCUCCUUCACCUGUCCUCCCUAUGCAUACAAAAGCCGGUCGGAAUGCUGGAGGGAACCAAGACCUGCUGGGGCAACGGGACGUGGCUGCAGGACGCGCGGGGGGCCGAGAAGACCGAGUACGCGGACUGCAGCCACCGCCAGUACCACCUCCGGAACUACUUCUGGGAGAUCGCCAUGCACGCCGUUUCGGUCGUCUCCGUUGUGCCGGCCGUCUGCAUGAUUCUGUAUUUCAGAGCCCUCCGCGUGCAGCGAUUUUACCUCCACCUCAACUUCCUCGUGGCGCUCCUCGGGAAAGCCCUCAUGAGCAUCCUGGACUUGGCGGUGCUGAGGAUACCCGAGUACUCAGGGGAAUCCAGCGUGAUGGACGACAAUACCGCCGGCUGCAGGUUCCUCGUGUUCCUGACGAAGGUCUUCAGUCUCGCGGUGUGGACCUGGAUGCUCGCCGAGAGCCUGUAUCUGCACCGCCUCAUCGUCGCGGCUCUGAGGGGCGCCGGGAAGACGUGGGCGUACUUGCUCGUGGGCUGGGUGCCGCCCUUCGUGCUCUCGGGGGCGUGGGCGACGGCGAGGGGCAUCCUGGAGGACUACCAAUGCUGGCUCGGCGAUGACCACGGCGACGCGAAGGACCUCUACCUCAUCACCGAGCUCCCCAAACUCGUCAUUUUGGUGGUGAACACAGCCCUCCUGAUUAACAUGACCCGCGUGCUCAUGUCGCACCUCAAAAACACCAACACAGACGCAUCUACGGCAAACAAGAGAGCAGUAAAAGCCAGCACCUUCCUCCUACCAAUGUUUGGCCUCCAGUUCUUCAUCACCUUCUUCGUCCCGCCCUUCACAACGCCUUGCGCUGGCAUGCAGGCAUAUGUAUUCAUAGCAACUGCGAUCGACGGACUUCAGGGACUAUAUAUUUCUGUUGUGUACUGCUACAUGAACAACGAGGUGCGGAUACAAGUGCGUCGCUCCACCCACUACAUCUGGCAGCGACUCCCGACAAGCGCUCCCGAUGUCACUUACGACAGGAGGACGGACGCCAGCCAUAUCCACAGUGGCGCUGGGGUGUCAGUUGCGACCAUGGCAUCCACGGUUGACUGAGGGACUAGCAAGGACGACCUCGGUUGUGAGAAGACGCGAAGCUACGGGAAGAGAAACAUGGAAUCCGCUGUGUUUUAUUGCAUGCCCCCCCCCCCUCCCCCCCAUUACGUUGCUAUGAAGUGAAACACGGCCGCCGUUGUUUCUUCCUUUCUUUGUGUGUACAUACUUUGUCCCACGUUUCCUGUGAAGUGAAAUACCGCCAGGGCACGAAGAAACACGUGAAAACCAACGUGUUUCGUUUAAUUUUCUUUCUCUUACGGUCAUUAAAACAACCACGCCAGUAUCAGAAACACAUCCGCUAGGCUUUUUCAUACUUCAGUCCUGUGAAGCCUAUCGCGUUACUGUCUCAUUUUGAGACAAAAUACUCUGACUUAUCACCUCCCAUUGGUCCAAAGCAACUGAUCGUAAUCUUGUUAAGAUUCAGGCGUGUUGCAACUUUUGCAUUAUUUGCUUUGGUCCUCACUCACUAAAAAAAAAAAGACAGAUCUAUAAUGUAAUUAGUCAUCAUAACUAAGAAGAACCGAUAUGAAAAAAAAUAUCAGCCCUUAAGGUUUCUUUGUAACGUAAAGACACUUGAAGUGUAUCUUUUUAAAAUGUUUUGAAUAGUUUUACGAAAGACUGUUGUUAUUGGCGCGUUUGCUAUUCUAUGGUCAUGCAACCUAUUAUAGAUAGCUACAUAUCCGAUUAGAUUAAGCUUCUGACAGAGCAGUGAGGUGUGUGUGUGUGUGUGUGUGUGUGUGUGUGUGUGUGUGUGUGUGUGUAUGUGUGUGUGUGUGUGUUAAUAAGUCAACCACUUGUUUAGUGUUAGAGAUGACAUUAUCAAUAUGAAAUUAUUAUAUUUAACAGUACAAUGCUAAAUGUUUACAAAUAUCUGUUAACUUUUCUAUAUAAAU
Molecule: messenger RNA, 2607 nt
Organism: Penaeus chinensis
Lineage: Eukaryota; Metazoa; Arthropoda; Malacostraca; Decapoda; Penaeidae
Product: corticotropin-releasing factor receptor 2-like
Exons: 11
Coding region: 8-1714 (568 amino acids)
Biological process (GO): adenylate cyclase-modulating G protein-coupled receptor signaling pathway; cell surface receptor signaling pathway
Cellular component (GO): plasma membrane
Molecular function (GO): G protein-coupled peptide receptor activity; peptide hormone binding
Source: RefSeq, a predicted model, not a curated record